AUGUCCGGUAAAGUUGUCAAUGUCGUCGCAAUUGGUUGUGGUGUGAUUGGUUCCGCCUUUUUGGACCAAUUGUUGGCUAUGAAGUCCCCAAUCACUUACAACCUUAUUUUGAUCGCUGAGAGUAAGACUUCUCUGAUCUCUAAAGAUUAUAAGCCAUUGAGCUUACAAAACGGCUGGAGAUCGGCCUUACAGAAUUCUCAGCAAAGCAGUUUGUCUCUAGAAGACAUGUUGGAAUUCUUGAAAAAAUCUCCUCAACCAGUCAUCCUGGUUGACAACACUUCGAGUGCCCAUAUCUCUGGAUUUUAUCCAAACUUCAUUCGUAACGGAAUCUCUAUCGCCACUCCAAACAAGAAGGCAUUCUCCUCUGAUCUAAAAAUUUGGGAUGACAUCUUUGCAGCCAAGCCAACUGACGGUUUGGUAUACCACGAAGCCACCGUUGGCGCAGGUUUGCCAAUCAUCGGCACUUUGAGAGACCUAAUCCAAACUGGUGAUGAAGUCGAGAAAAUUGAAGGUAUCUUCUCUGGUACUUUGUCUUACAUCUUUAACGAAUACUCUACCACCGAAGCUAAUGAUGUCAAAUUUUCUGACGUUGUCAAGAAGGCCAAGGAGCUUGGUUACACCGAACCAGAUCCAAGAGAUGACUUGAACGGGUUGGAUGUCGCUAGAAAGGUCACUAUCUUGGCUAGAAUCAGCGGUUUGAAGGUCGAGUCUCCAACUGCAUUCCCUGUUCAAUCUUUGAUUCCAAAGCCUUUGGAAUCUGUUGCUUCCUCUGAUGAGUUCUUAAGCAAGCUAUCCCAAUACGAUGACGAUUUGAGUAAGUUGAAACAAGAAGCAGCCGCCGAGAAUAAAGUCUUGAGAUUCAUUGGCAAGGUUGACUUGGCUACUAAGGAAGCCUCCGUUGGUAUUCAGAAGUACGAUGCGUCUCACCCAUUUGCCGCUUUGAAGGGUUCUGAUAACGUCAUUUCUAUCAAGACCAAGCGUUACGUCAACCCAAUGGUUAUUCAAGGUGCUGGUGCUGGUGACGCUGUCACAGCCGCUGGUGUUCUUGCUGAUGCCAUUAAGAUUGCUCAAAGAGUUUAA
Molecule: messenger RNA, 1080 nt
Organism: Torulaspora delbrueckii
Lineage: Eukaryota; Fungi; Ascomycota; Saccharomycetes; Saccharomycetales; Saccharomycetaceae
Gene: HOM6
Product: homoserine dehydrogenase
Exons: 1
Coding region: 1-1080 (359 amino acids)
Biological process (GO): aspartate family amino acid biosynthetic process; L-homoserine biosynthetic process
Molecular function (GO): NADP binding; aspartate kinase activity; homoserine dehydrogenase activity
Source: RefSeq, a predicted model, not a curated record